This is a messenger RNA of Pieris macdunnoughi, 327 nucleotides long. NCBI's taxonomy places the organism in Eukaryota, Metazoa, Arthropoda, Insecta, Lepidoptera, Pieridae. The record is from the annotation of a GenBank genome assembly.
AUGGUGAAUUGCAAUGUAUAUGGCUGUAAAAAUCGCACUGAACGAAAUCAGCCAAACAUAACCUUUCAUCGUUUUCCCAAUAAUCCACAGUUAAAAGAUGCAUGGAUUAAGUGUACUCGUCGAAUUAAUUGGAACCCAAAGAGUCAUUCUCGGAUUUGCUCUAAACAUUUUGACCCCAGUUGCUUCCAGCAAAAAUCAAAUAGAACCUACUUGAAUCCACAUUCAAUACCUACACUUUUCAUGAAGGCAUCUGUCAGAAUCCGCCAUGAUAUGCGCUUGUUAUGCAUUAACUUCGUCGUGAUCGGUGCUAGUUGUGCCGUCAAAUAG